AAAGUCAGUAGACCCAACGCUGCCAGACUGAUAACUUUCUGUGUAAAGUUCAAUACAAUCUAUAUUCCAUGAAAUUGAAUUUUAAACCUCAUAAAUAAUCUUUAAUUUUGUAAAAACUGAGGGAAUCUGUGGGGAAAAUGUGAGGAAAACUACCUAUCAUCUUCUUUGAACAUCACCUCUCAUGUUUCAUGAAUUGGAUACAACAAUUAUUUAUUCACAAGAUGGACUCAGGUGACAGACUGCUGAACUUAAAAGUACGAAAGCACAAGAGCAGGACUGAGAUAGCUUUUCAACACAAGAGCCACAUAGAUCCUGGUUAAACAAAAAUGGUUCAUGUUACAUCUUAGCAACCUAAAGGUGACUUACAGGGCAAGCGUGCCUCACUAUUGUCGAGAAAGCAACCGGUGUUAAGGGAAAAAGACCGCACCCACAGAGAGAACAGACACGUAAACAAGUGCAGUACUGUUCUAGCUUGCUCGACCAGAGACAACCAAUGAUUUCUACAACAUCCAGCACAGCAGAGAUGGUUACACAGGAUAAACUGCAGAAAAAUGAUGGCAUUAUUGAAGAUAAAAACUCAGGGAAACUGGGAUGCUGUGGUUGGCUGUUGGUUUUCAUAUCCAUCAUCUUUGUAAUAGUAACCUUUCCACUCACAAUAUUUAUGUGUGUCAAGAUAGUGAAGGAGUAUGAGCGAGCUGUCAUUUUUAGACUCGGCCGGAUCACAGACAGAAAAGCUAAAGGGCCAGGACUUUUCCUAAUAUUACCCUGCACCGAUAACUUUGUGAAAGUAGAUCUGAGAACUGUGUCCUUUGAUAUCCCUCCUCAAGAGAUCCUAACCAAAGACUCUGUGACAGUGUCUGUCGAUGGUGUGGUGUACUUCCGUGUAUACUGCCCCAUUUCAGCAGUGGCCAAUGUGACCAAUGCGCACUCAUCUACUCGACUGCUUGCUCAAACCACUCUGAGGAAUGUCCUUGGUACCAAAAACCUUGCAGAACUUCUAUCUGACAGAGAGGGCAUUUCACUCAGCAUGCAGGAAGCCCUGGAUGAAGCCACUGAUCCGUGGGGUAUCAAAGUGGAGCGUGUAGAGAUCAAGGAUGUGAAGUUGCCUCAUCAGCUGCAGCGAGCCAUGGCAGCAGAGGCUGAAGCCAGCCGGGAGGCCAGGGCCAAGAUCAUUGCUGCAGAGGGGGAGAUGAAGGCUUCCAGGGCUCUGAAAGAAGCCUCUCUGGUAAUGGCUGACUCACCCUCAGCUCUCCAGCUAAGAUACCUUCAGACUCUCAACACCAUUGCAGCAGAGAAGAACUCCACCAUCGUCUUCCCUCUGCCAAUAGAUAUAAUACAACAUUUCAUGCAUUGGAAGGCAUGAAGCUCAUGUCAACCAAAUUCCAUAUAAUUCAAAUCAAGUCAGAUUGCUGCUGAUUUUUUUUUGUUUUAUUGUUUUUGCAAUAUUAUCGUGUUUAUAUUUAGAAAGCUCCAGUGAAAGCUUUUUUUAAAUGUAGUCCAACAAUUCCUGCAAUCUGCUCUGCAUUAUUACUUCGUACACUUAAAAAAGAGCUCUCCCUUCUUGUGUAUACUUGCUGUGAUUUAAUACUUAAAUACAAAGUGCAACAUAUACAGUAUAGACAUUAUUUCUCAUCAUUCACCACAAUAUGUUAACCAGCUAAGCUACAGGUACAGUUUUGAGGGAUGACAAUAAAUAAAUAAAUAAAUGCACAGAAAGUGUAAGGUAAAAACAAUGCACGUAAACCUUAUAAAGGCAUGCUUUCACACAAACGUAUCCAGCGCAUGAGUUUCUGAAAUACUGAAUAGGAACAUAAAUCAUGUAAACAAUAGCAAGGCGAUGCAUCAACCUUUUCUGACAUUGGACGUAAACUGUAAACAAAACCUCUUAUUCUAGUGUCGGACAAACAUUCAGUAAAUGAGUACAAGGUCAUGUCCACAGGACACAGAGGCAUUCAGUGCAAUCAGAGUACCUGAUGGAGAGAGCCAUCAUUUCCACUUCCUUUCAAAACACCCACCAGCGAUGAACAUAAUCAACUUGUAUUAACAGUAAAUUUAACUCACCUAGAACCAAAUCCCUAUUUCAGCAGAUUUCCAUACUUUAUGUCCGAGGGAAUGGAUAAAAGAAAGCCUGCUUUAUUACAAUAAUAUAUUAAUGUCAUAAAAUCCCAUUUCACUUAAUUCUUAUGUGUUUCCUGACUGUGUUAGGCUCUUUAAAAUAGUUUUUUACAGAACGCUUACAUCCAAAUAAAAUUUCUAGAAAUGUUAUCUGGCAAAACAGACAUUUGAGACAGGUGGUUAUGUAAACAUGAAAAAAAUACAAUACAAAAAAAGGCAGUUGCUUCCUUUUGAUGACUCUUAAUUCUCCUCAAGACCUGAGAUUAUUCUCUACAAUGAGAAAUGAGGUAACAUUGCAAUCAGACUCUCGUGCUUAUUUUGAUGGAAAUGUAGUCAGUUUGGGGUUUUUUGUCAAUUGCGGUUACAAUUCUUUCUCUAUGAAGAUUUCUGUGGUGAAAACAGGCACAAACACUCAAAUUAAUAAUAAUAAACAUCAACAGAGAAAACAGCAACGGUUUCAGCUAGCUGCCAGAGCCCUGACAGUAUAAUCUUAAAAUGCAACAAAACAGAUAAAUGUUUUGCAACGUCUGCACCAUUUAUGGCUGAUUCGGCAGCAAUUAAGUCCAACCAUAUGACAGCUACAGUACUAAAUGAACUGCUGUAUUCAAUGAUUUCCUCUUUGGUGGUUUCUACGUAGUCUGCAUUUUCACUUUGUCGGACAUGUUUAUAAACUGCUCAACAACAACAAAAAAUGAACACUUGAUCAUCACAGUAUAACACAAACUGAGCUAGACGUCAGGAAUUAGUCUGUCCAGUAAGGAAGCAAAAACAGCAGCACUGGAGAAGCAUCAAGAAGAUCCACCAAACACUGAAUGGUGCUGCAUGUGGUGACCAUACACCACUGUCUUCUCUUAUCCUUUCUUAUUUUUCUGUAGUUUUGCUCUUUGCUUGUGUCACUGUCACUACUGGUAGCAUGAGACUGUGCCUGCACAGGUAGCCCAGCUCCUCCAUGAUGGCACCAGAAGAUGAGAAAAGAGGGGUCAUAUUAAGAGAGAACAGGGGCUAAAGCACGGGCAUCAACCUAGCUGCAAAACCAGUAUCUGCUCCUUAGUGCAAGGAAGAACAGGUGGAGCCAGAACCCCUCAAGAUGACCUCUGGCAGUUUAGUCAUGUUUUUGAACAUACUGUCACAAGACAGUCUCGAUAUGUCUUUUUGCAGGACCUGUGUAAUUCUGCCUCCCCAGACCAUCACUGACCUACUGUAAGCCCAGUCAUGCUGGAUGAUGUUACAGGCAGCAUGACGUUCCCCACGGUGUCUCUAGACUCAUUUCUGUGUCUCGUAUGCUCAGUGUGAAACUGCUCUCAUCUGUGAAAAGAAUGGGUCGUCAGUGGGAGACCUGCCAAUUCUGGUGUUCUUGGGUGAAAUCGGGCUGCAUGUUGCUGGGCUGUGAGCGCAGGUCACAGAAGAAUGUAAGAACAUCGUGCCCGUCGAGUCCAUUUUUGACAGUUUGGUCAGACACGUGUACACCAAUGGCAUACUGGAGGUCAUUUUCUAGGGCUUUGCUAGUAACCUGCACAAAGGAGCAGAUACAAGCAGAUCUACGGCCUGCCCAGGUCUGCUCAUAUAACAGCCCAACCCGCCUGGGGUCUUCUCCACAAUCUCUGAGUGAAAGAUCAUUCUGAAAGGAUAAGGAAUAAGCACAGAUCUAUGUGAACACCUGUUAAACCUUUACCUUCUUGGAGCUUUUCUUGUUGUUUCAUUUGCACAAAGAUUAAAUUGAUUAGUAAUAAUUUUUGCUUCCUAACCAGACAGACUAAUGUUCCUGAAGUUUAACUGACUUUGCUUUAUACUGUGGUGAUCAAGCGUUAACUUUUUGAGCAGUCUAUUAUAUUAAUUCAUCUGAAGGGUGAAGGGCAUCAACUCACCUAGUGUGAAAUGUAUAACGCAAUGUUUUACCUUUAAUGAAUCCUGUUCGAGUUAAUAAGAAAUUCCUUUUAAAUCGCGAUGCUCCACUGCCCUUCCGUGCCACUUCAUCACACUGUAGGCAAUCCUAAAAUAUAGUUAAUUAUAACUGGAAGACAGAUCAUGCUUUAAAGAGAGCAAUACAUGUACAGAUUUUACAAAGUAUGGUCAGGAAAACUGUUGACUGUGUGUUGGCAGUUCAGAAGAUAUAAGUUGGGUUGUUGUUGUACUGAAUGUAGCCACACAUUUCAGGUCAAUGCUAAUACGCAAGUUAGAAAGUAGCAUGGAUGAUUGAGGUUAAAUGGCUUGAUAGUCAGUCAUAAACUCCUACAACAUUUCAGCUUCAAAAGGAUAAUAAGCCCCAGAGAAGAAUCUGAACUGAGAGUAAUACUGUAGGUAGUUUUGUGAUUUUACUCACAAAAAGAAUUUUCCUUGUCCUGGUGGAUGCUGCUGGUGGGAGGGAAUGGAUGGCAAAAGGCGCUUUUUGUGUUUGUUGUUGCACUUUUGAUUAUCAUUAUGUCUUGUACAUCCAUCAUCCUGAGCGCUGGAUGAGAAGAUGGAGAUGUAGGCGAAAACAUGGAAAUGAGGCACCGUGAUUUUCAUUCUGCUCUCCAAUCAAUCUACAAUCUGUGGGAGUUUUUCAGUGCAUCUGCUGUGUGGGGCGUCAUGUGGAGUAAGAAAAUCUGAGGGCAGAGAAUUCCUUCUUUUAGUAACAGGUGUGAUGAUCAGUACAAUUGGUUAGGUCAGUGGGGUUCAAACUUUAAAUCACAUAGGCAAGUGGAUUUUUCCAACAAACAGACCUAUUUGUGUUUGCCCGACUAUAUAGUGUAACAUCCAUCCCUCUUCUGAUAGAGAGAAACAUUCACCCAAGAGGUUUAAAACAAACCAGGCCUUCUGAUUCCAGCUAAAAGCU
Molecule: messenger RNA, 4930 nt
Organism: Oreochromis aureus
Lineage: Eukaryota; Metazoa; Chordata; Actinopteri; Cichliformes; Cichlidae
Gene: stoml3a
Product: stomatin (EPB72)-like 3a
Exons: 7
Coding region: 494-1363 (289 amino acids)
Cellular component (GO): plasma membrane
Source: RefSeq, a predicted model, not a curated record